AUGGUAGAGCUCCUCUCCCUCGUCCUAGCCGUCUUGCUCGGCUUUGGCUGGGCAACAGCUGCUGUUCCCCACGCCAUCAGACCUUACCAGACUAGCACAGCGCCUGUCAUCGACUACAAUGUCUCCCCCAUACCCAUCAGCUCUCACAAGGAUUAUGCACAGGUCUACCAGGGGCGCAGCGUCAAGAGGGCCAAGCUCAUCGUCGAGGACGGAGAGGUGACCAUUGCCGGAGUCACCACACCUGCUGCCCUCGUCAAUGGCACUAUGCCUGGACCGACGCUGAGGUUCACAGCUGGUGAUGUCGUCAUUGUCAACGUGACCAAUCUGAUGCAAAACAGGAAUACAACGAUGCAUUGGCACGGCGUCAGCCAGAGGCAGACACCCCGAGCCGAUGGGACUUUGAUGUCACAGUGGCCUAUUGCACCCGGCAAAUGGUUCGAGUACGAGAUGCAUCUCACAACGGAAGACAUCGGCACCCGCUUUUACCACUCCCAUGUCGGCUCGCAGGCCAACACAGUCGGAGGAGCCUUCAUCGUAGACGAGCCUGCUGGUAACCCUUACAACUGGGAUGAAGAACGCAUCCUUGAUGUCCUAGACUGGUGGCACAAGCCAGACGAGGAAAUGACGAAGGGCCUCCUGGCUGAGAAUUUCAAGUGGAUCGGGUCGCCCAACAUGACCUUGGUGAAUGGCAAGGGGCUCACUGCUGACCUCAAAGGAGAGCCAUAUUACGUUGAUGUAGACUAUGAGAAGAAGUACUUUGUAAGGUGGAUCGGGGGUCAAGGGCUGCAAUACUACUCGAUCGGCUUCUUGAACCACACACCCUCAAUGAUCGAAGUAGAUGCAACAUGGAUCAAGGAGUACAAAGGCGACUCCGUCAUCGAGCUCGGCCCAGGCAAUAGAAUCGGUCAGCUUCUGCGCACCAAGAGCGAAGAUCAAGUGAAGAAAGAUGGGCUCUCUGGCUGCUAUGGUAUCCGUCUCGAGUCGGGGUGGAGGAAGCCACCGACCAAUGGCUGGGCCGUACUGCGCUACCCAGGUGGAUGUCCAGGAGGGUUUACACCGCCCAAUGCGAACAAUUCCAUCUCCCUGCUGAGAGAGGAACAGUUCGGCUGGAUCACCAGCGAGCUGCAGCCCUUGAGAGACUACAGGGUCCUGCGUGACGACGAGGUCAGCCAUACCUACAUCGUCGACGCUCAUCAAGUGAAGCUGCCCACCAUGACGCCCAAUGCUACAGGAAAGUUCCGCUGGAAGGGAGCCGAAGACUAUACGUACGUAGAAUCCUUCCCCAAGAUCCCGUACAUGAUCCAACUCUACGGCGGGCUCAGGGACAGACCUUCCUACGAACGCGCAAUGCACCCACCUGCUGGCAUUCAGAAAGGGUACGACAGCGUCUCGCAGACGUUCGUCGCUCGCUCUUCAUCGGUCAUCGAUGUGGUGAUCCUGAACAACUCCUCCUUCGUGUCAAACAACACCGAAGUGCACGUCUGGCAUUUCCACUCUUCCAAAUUCCAACACGUCGCUUCUGGAGAAGGGGACUACUCGGCUGAAGCGCUGCGCAAGGCUAGAGAGGAAAAGGGAUGGAAGACGCCCCUACCGAGCGAUAUGAUCACCGUUUGGCCAGGGACUGGAGCGGGCUUCUACAACAAGACGAUCCCGCAGGGAACCUCUGGCAGCUGGAGUCUAUUCCGAUAUGAGGUCAGGGCGGACCAGAGUGGGAUUUGGCCGCUGCACUGCCACAUGGUGCCCCACUUAGUCAUGGGCAUGGCAACGAUCAUCGCCAUCGACCCGGAGCGCAUCACCCCCACGCUCACCUUCUACGACGAUCCCAACUACCUCUUGUUUGGACGCAACGUAAAGGCGCCUUAUACGCGCAUGGUAGAGCGGGCCAAUGCGCGAGGGAAGGGAGAGUACGAGGGGAGGGGCAAGGAUGCACAGGAUGAUGGAAGACAGAUUAAUGGUCAGGGAGAGGAGGAGCCGCACUGA
Microstroma glucosiphilum is the source of this 1980-nucleotide messenger RNA. RefSeq lists its product as hypothetical. NCBI's taxonomy places the organism in Eukaryota, Fungi, Basidiomycota, Exobasidiomycetes, Microstromatales, Microstromataceae. The coding region runs from base 1 to 1980 and encodes 659 amino acids. Gene Ontology annotation, molecular function: oxidoreductase activity; copper ion binding. The transcript is spliced from 7 exons. The record is from RefSeq and is a predicted model, not a curated record.